This is a messenger RNA of Lolium perenne, 1047 nucleotides long. Lineage: Eukaryota; Viridiplantae; Streptophyta; Magnoliopsida; Poales; Poaceae. The record is from RefSeq and is a predicted model, not a curated record.
AUGUCCCCAACCUCGAGCAAGCCCUGGUGCUCCUCCAGCCCCGGCGGCCGCCUCAUCCUCGAGCUCCGCCCCCUCGCGAGCUCGUCUGCGCUUCAGCGCGCCGCAUCCGCACCCCUGCCUCCUCUUUCCGGCGUCGCCAAGGACCACGUCGCUCAGGUCCGCGCGCCCGUCGGCCUCGCCUCCUUCUCCUCGCAGACGAUCCCGUCGCCAAGUUCUGUGACCCUUCCACCUCUCUCUCUGCCUGUGCCCCGCUCGACCCCGACGCUCCCCAUCGCUGCUCUCUCCCCCAUCGCCUCCUCCUCCCCUUUCCCUUGUCCUCUCGCGCUCAGGGCCGCCCUGUCCCCAACCUCGAGCAAGCCCUGGUGCUCCUCCAGCCCCGACGGCCGCCUCAUCCUCGAGCUCCGCCCCCUCGCGAGCUCGUCUGCGCUUCAGCGCGCCGCAUGCGCACCCCUGCCUCCUCUUUCCGGCGUCGCCAAGGACCACGUCGCUCAGGUCCGCGUGCCCGUCGGCCUCGCCUCCUUCUCCUCGCAGACGAUCCCGUCGCCAAGUUCUGCGACCCUUCCACCUCUCUCUCUGCCUGUGCUCCGCUCGACCCCGACGCUCCCCAUCGCUGCUCUCUCCCCCAUCGCCUCCUCCUCCCCUUUCCCUCGUCCUCUCGCGCUCAGGGCCGCCCUGUCCCCAACCUCGAGCAAGCCCUGGUGCUCCUCCAGCCCCGGCGGCCGCCUCAUCCUCGAGCUCCGCCCCCUCGCGAGCUCAUCUGCGCUUCAGCGCGCCGCAUCCGCACCCCUGCCUCCUCUUUCCGGCGUCGCCAAGGACCACGUCGCUCAGGUCCGCGCGCCCGUCGGCCUCGCCUCCUUCUCCUCGCAGACGAUCCCGUCGCCAAGUUCUGUGGCGCCGCCCGCACCCGCGUCGCCCUGCUCUGCGCGACCUGGCACCGUUCCCCUCUCCAUCUCGCACCACCAGGAGCCACGGCGCCUAAGGCCGCCGUCCCGAGCUUCCCUACAACGCCUGCACCGACCCCCGCUGCCGCCUUCAAGUUCUGCGUGA